Messenger RNA from Saprolegnia parasitica CBS 223.65, 189 nucleotides. RefSeq lists its product as hypothetical. The coding region runs from base 1 to 189 and encodes 62 amino acids. Lineage: Eukaryota; Oomycota; Saprolegniomycetes; Saprolegniales; Saprolegniaceae. The transcript is spliced from 2 exons. The record is from RefSeq and is a predicted model, not a curated record.
AUGCAGCACCUGGUUGCGAUCGUUGCCAGCCAGAGCCCGCCGGCCAGCGUCGUGCUCACAAGCACGUGGUGCCUGCGUCGACGCAGCUCUCAAGCAUCGUGGAGUGUCGCCCGUGCUACUGACGUCUUGCCGCGGGCGCAUGCAGCCAGCAGCUGCCAAGGCGAGAUCUGCCACUGGCUGCGCAUCUAA